Molecule: messenger RNA, 354 nt
Organism: Nezara viridula (southern green stink bug)
Lineage: Eukaryota; Metazoa; Arthropoda; Insecta; Hemiptera; Pentatomidae
Source: the annotation of a GenBank genome assembly
AUGUAUAUCACUUGGAACUCUACCAGAAUAGAACCGAGGCAUCUUAAACAAUCAUCUUUUGUCCCUGCCUCCUCCAGCCACACUCCAUUUUCUUCCCGUCACACAACCCUUUCAGAAACAAAAUUACUUUACAGCAUCGAAGAUACACCACGGAUGGGUUGGAUUGAAAGAUCUGAAAAUACGCCAAACGAUAAUAUUGUUCAUGAUGCCAGGAGGAGCCGAGGUCAUCCCCACCUCCUUCCCAGGCUUCCGGGACUGAAGGCCGCCAGGUAUGCUUACUCUUUCCAAGACGAAUUUGGGAAGAUUACUGCAUUUCCGUUAAUGGGGUCCACAUCGGCCAUGCAACUCAAAUAA